Molecule: messenger RNA, 1185 nt
Organism: Aspergillus melleus
Lineage: Eukaryota; Fungi; Ascomycota; Eurotiomycetes; Eurotiales; Aspergillaceae
Product: pepsin-like aspartic protease
Exons: 2
Coding region: 1-1185 (394 amino acids)
Biological process (GO): proteolysis
Cellular component (GO): fungal-type vacuole
Molecular function (GO): aspartic-type endopeptidase activity
Source: RefSeq, a predicted model, not a curated record
AUGUCUCGUCAACUGCGGUCUUUGGCUACGGCCGUGGCGCUGCUGCCGUCUGUCUGGGGCGCCGUGCUGGAUCUGCCCGUCCAUUUUGACAAUAGCUAUGCUCAAGUCGAGGCUUCCAUCGGCACGCCUGCCAAAACCUACCUGCUCCAUUUCGAUACGGGCUCCGCGACGACGUGGGUGGUAGGCAAGGGCUGUCUCAACUGUCCCAACGGCAGUGGGUAUGAACGCGUCGGCUACAGCACCGACGAUUCCUCGACCGGAGUGAACGUCGGCAUCUACGGAUAUAUCGACUACUCGGGCGGAGCCACUUCGGGGCCCGGAAUGGCCGAUAUGUUUGGUCUGCCCGCCGAGGCCACGGGGGAAGAUGGCCUUCGUUGGAACCAGACCUUCAUGGCGGCCGACCAGAGCUCGUGGAGAUUCAUCCCGGCCGACGGAUUCCUGGGGCUGGCCUUCAGCAGCAUCGCCGAGGCCGGUGCCACCACCCUGGUGGAGACCAUGAUGCAGAAAGGUCUGCUGGAUGAGCCUCGGUUUGCCGUCUACUACGGCACCGAGUUUGAUACCACCGGCUCUGACCCGGCCGGCGUGCUCACCAUCGGCGGCUCGCACGAGGACCGCUACGUCGACGGCGAACUCACCUACGUCCCCUUGCAACAGGAAGUCGAAUUCCAGGUCUGGCGCACGAAGCUCUCCUCCAUCACCGGCACCGGCAAGACCGCCGGCCAGAAGAGCCAGUCGACCACCGGCCAACUGGGGGAUUAUGGUCGCGCCGUGUUCGACACCGGUUCCGGCUACUUCCAGGUCCCUACCAACAUCAUUGACGAUCUGUACGAAUCGAUCGGCAUGAACUGGACCGCCAUCAAGGAGGGCAAACACAUCCCGCUGUGCACCGAGUUCACCUCGGACUGGUCGGUAACCUUGAACUUCGGUGAAUCUGAGACGGAUCCCAAGUUGACCAUGACCGGCGAGCAGCUGGCUCGUCCUGGGUUCGCCCAUCGUGAUGAUGCCUGCUCCCCUCCCUUCGACGACAGCGAGGUCGUGGACCUGGCCCUUAUCGGAACGCCCUUGCUCCAUCAGUUCUACACCGUCUUCGACUUUGGCGCCAACGAGGUCGCCAACUAUAGCCCCCGCAUUGGGUUUGGAAAUUUGAAAGAGAAUUUGAAGCCGCAUUUUGCCCGCUCGGGAUAG